Molecule: messenger RNA, 1836 nt
Organism: Eutrema salsugineum
Lineage: Eukaryota; Viridiplantae; Streptophyta; Magnoliopsida; Brassicales; Brassicaceae
Exons: 1
Coding region: 45-1799 (584 amino acids)
Source: RefSeq, a predicted model, not a curated record
UAAUAAAAGAUUUCAUAUCCUCCUCCUCUUUGUCAUCAUCAGCCAUGGAUCUUGAGUCAAAGCAGCAACAAGCUCUUGAUCCACUUAUAUUUUGCCCAGAUGCAAUAUUUGAAAAUGAUGAAGAAGAGUUUCGCUGGAUAAACUUUGGAGAGCCACCAAUUCGGAAACCCAAGUUUUCAUCAUUAUCUCGAAUCUAUACCUAUAACCACAACUGUCCAUUGUGCAAGGAGUCGUUAGUGGGUGCUACUUUUCAUUCAUGCAAAGAAUGUCGUGCGCCAUAUCUAAUUGGCACUUUUGGCUACCACCACAAGUGUCUAGAGCCCAUAUCAAAGCAUCCAUAUCAUCCUAAACAUUCUCUCCGACCUCGAACUAAUUAUUACGUAAGAAAUAGAUGCUCAUGUUGUUCAUAUAUAAGAAAUUGGGGUUACAGUUGCUCUAUAUGCGAUUUUACAAUGUGUCAAGAUUGUGCGAGAAAGCCACCACUUCUUGAAAUAUUCCACCCAAAAAGGCAUGAGCAUACCCUCUCAUUUUUUCCUAGAAAAGGCUCAUUAAUCUGUGACGUUUGUGCAUUGAAUGAUCAUAGUUUGUUGAUGUAUUCUUGUACUCAAUGUGAUUUUUUAGCGCACCAAUAUUGUCUCAACUUUCCAUGGAUCAUAAGAAUCUCACGUCAUAAACACCGCCUCUCUUUCUGUUCAUUACUUACUCCUGAAAAAUGGUUGUGUGGAAUGUGUCGUGAAAAGAUAGACACUAAUUAUGGAAGAUAUAUUUGCGUCAAAGGUUGCAGUUAUGGUGUUCAUUCUAAAUGUGCAACACGAUAUGAUGUGUGGGAUGGAAAAGAACUCGAGGGAAUACCAGAAGAGGUAUACGAAGAAGAUCUUAAAUCGUUCAAUGAGAUAAGUGAUGGAGUUAUACAACAUUUCAGUCACCAAAGUCAUCAUAUGAGACUAGACGAGGAGACCAAUAGAGAAUUUGACGAGAACAAACGUUGUCAAGCAUGCACACUUGUUAUAUGUGACGAAAUCAUCUAUAGUUGCAUGCAAUGUGAUGAUUUUAUUCUCCAUCAAACAUGUGCUCAUCUUCCUAGAAAGAAACAACAUGCCACACAUUCUCAUCUCUUUACUCUGCAAGUACUGGAUCCUCUUGUAGAUGGUUGUUUCGAGUGUACAAUUUGUGGCCGUAGAAGCAAUGGUUUUAUGUACGAGUGUUGUGAAAAAGAUUGUGAUUUCAGAUUAGACGUACGUUGUGCUUCCAUAGCAGAGCCGUUGGAUCAUUGCUGUCAUCCACAUCCCAUGUUUCUUACAUCUGACCCUAAUACUUAUGAUAAAUGUUCGGUUUGUGGAAUGUCUCAAGAUCGUCGUCUAAACUGUGGAGAAGGUGAUUUUGUUUUAUGUUUUAAAUGUGCCACUUUACCCGAUAAAGUGAGGUACAAGCAUGAUGAACAUUAUCUUAUCUUUUCGUAUGAUGGAGAUGCAUAUUGUCGAUAUUUGUGUGAUGUCUGUGAAGAACAUGCAGAUCCAAGAAUGGGAAUUUAUAGGUGCAGUGUUUGCAGCACCACACUGCAUAUUACAUGUUUACUUGGAGAUUAUGAAGAGAUGUACAUGCUGCCCGGUGGAAUAACCAAAUAUGAUUUUGGAAAGAUAACAACAAAUGUCAAUAUUCUUUCCAAUAAUCAUCUUACUCGUAACAUAUGUAGCCGUUGCAAAUACCGUUGUACAAAACUUUUAGUAUACAAAAUAUCUGAUAGAGAAGUAUUGUGCUCUUUUGGGUGCCUAGCUGAACUUAUGUACAAUUGGUUUUAAUAUCAUAUAUUAAAUUUGUAUUUAAUAAAACUAUAGU